AUGCCACUCAUCCAAGAGAAGGAUAGGCCCACUGAGUCAUCUGAACCUAACAUUGCAGAUGGCAAGAAAAGCACACCAGCAGCAUCUAUGGCGCCAGAAACAGAGGCUGAAGACAGAUCGUUUCCAUUCUUUGGCCUGCUUUGCUACGCGGAUGCACUAGAUAGGCUGCUCAUGGUAUCAGGAACCAUGGGGUCCUUCAUACAUGGCAUGGGGCCUUCAAUGUCGUACUACAUACUAGGGAAAACUCUUGACGUGGUCGGGAACAACAUGGGCAAUAACGAGGCCACAGUCCAUGAACUCUCUAAGUUAAUUCCAUAUAUGUGGACCUUAGCAAUUGUUACCCUUCCUGGCGGAAUGAUUGAAACUGCAAGUUGGAUGCAUACAAGUCAGAGGCAAAUGGCACGCAUGCGGAUAGCAUAUCUGAGAUCAGUGCUCAGUCAAGAUAUUGGAGCUUUCGACACUGACUUAACCACUGCAAAUAUCAUAGCUGGGGCAACCAAUCACAUGAGUGUCAUACAAGAUGCAAUUGGUGAAAAGAUGGGUCACUUUAUGUCAAACUUCUCCACAUUCUUAGUUGCCAUCAUUGUUGCCUUCGCGUGCUGUUGGGAGGUUGGCCUGCUCUCUCUUCUAGUUGUACCUAUGCUCCUCGUGGUUGGAGCAUCUUAUGCCAAAAUGAUGGUCCGCAUGUCCCUCACAAGAACAUCUUUCGUGUCUGAAGCAACCACUAUUGUAGAACAGAAUCUUGCACAUAUAAAGACCGUCUUCUCAUUUGUUGGAGAAAAGUCAGCUAUCAAAUCUUUCAACAAUUGCAUGGAUAAUCAAUACACGUUAAGCAAGAAAGAGUCGAUGGCGAAAGGUCUAGGUUUGGGAAUGUUACAGAUCGCAACAUUCUGUUCAUAUUCAUUGGUAAUCUGGGUUGGAGCAGCUGCUGUAAUUGACAGAAAAGCAAAACCUGGUGAAACAAUUGCAGCCGUCGUUAAUGUCCUCUCUGGUGCAAUAUAUCUAUCGAAUGCAGCACCAGAUCUUCAGGCCUUCAGCCAAGCAAAAGCUGCUGGGAAAGCAGUAUUUAAGAUUAUCAAAAGAAAUCCAGCAAUAAGUUACGAAUCAAAGGGAAAAAUCUUGGAAAAGGUCACUGGAGGUAUAGAAAUACAAGAGGUGCACUUCACAUAUCCAUCCCGUGAGGAUAAGCCAGUUCUCCAAGGUUUCUCACUGGCUAUACAGGCAGGCAAUAUUUUAGCUCUUGUGGGGAGCAGUGGAUGUGGAAAGAGCACAGUGAUUUCUCUGGUUCAAAGGUUCUACGAUCCUAUAUUAGGCGCGAUUCUCAUUGAUGGUCAAGACAUUAAAACACUCGAUCUGAAGUUCCUGCGGACAAAUAUAGGUUCAGUAUCCCAAGAGCCAUCACUAUUUUCAGGUACCAUCAUGGACAACUUGAGAAUUGGCAAAAUUGAUGCAACUGAUGAAGCGAUAAUUGAAGCAGCCAAAACAGCUAAUGUGCACUCUUUUAUAUCCAAACUUCCAAACCAAUAUGCAACUGAGGUAGGAGAAAGAGGUGUACAAUUAUCAGGAGGUCAGAAACAAAGAAUAGCAAUUGCAAGAGCCAUUCUAAAAGAUCCACCAAUUCUACUGCUUGAUGAAGCGACAAGUGCACUUGAUUCUGAAUCUGAGAAGAUAGUUCAGGAAGCUCUUGACAUAGCUAUGCAAGGAAGGACAGUUAUCUUAAUUGCCCACAGAAUGUCAACAAUCAUAAAUGCAGACAAGAUCGUUCUUGUGGAGAAUGGAAGAGUAGCUCAAUCUGGAACACACGAAGAAUUGCUGGAGAAAAGUGAAUUCUACUCAAGUAUAUGCAGUAUGCAAAAUCUGGAGAAGGAUUCUGGCAAGAGCAAGACAAGAUUUAUUGAUCAAGUCAAAGAAGAAAAGGAAAAAGAAGAAUCACAAGAUGGAACAUACAACAAACCAUCUUUCACUUCUAGUGAACAAGAAAAAACACUAGAACAGACCGAGCAACCAAAGCAAGCAAUCAGAAAGAGAAGAUCAACUUUCUAUAGAAUAUUCCUUGGAACUUUUAAACUGCUCCCGGAGAAGGUUCUGCUGGGCUCCACAGCUGCAGCAAUCUCUGGGAUUUCAAGGCCUAUAUUUGCUUUCUACAUCAUGACAGUUGGCAUAGCAUACAUUAAACCAGAUGCAAAGAGUAUCGUCAGCAAGUACUCAGUAAUUUUAUUCCUCAUUGGACUGCUCACAUUUUUCAGUAACAUCUUCCAGCACUAUAUAUAUGGCCUGGUUGGUGAAAGGGCAAUGAAUAACCUAAGGGAGGCCCUCUUUUCAGUCAUUCUUCGGAAUGAAAUAGGUUGGUUUGAACAACCAAAGAACAGCGUUGGCUUUCUAACCUCACGUAUCAUCGGUGACACCUCCAUGAUUAAAACCAUCAUAUCUGAUCGGAUGUCUCUCAUUGUCCAAUGUAUCUCUUCAAUUGUAAUAACCACAGUGUUGAGCACAGUAGUGAACUGGAGGAUGGGUCUUGUUGCAUGGACUUUGAUGCCAUUCCACUUCUUUGCUGGCAUUGUACAAGUCAGGUCUGCAAAAGGUUUUGCCACUGACUUCUCUACAUCUCACCGGAAGCUAAUUUCCCUUACUUCAGAGGCUGUCAGCAAUAUUCAAACCGUGGCAUCGUUUGUUCAGGAAGAUGAAAUACUAAAGAAAGCAGACUUAUCACUCCAAGAACCAAUGCGUACAAGCAGAGUAGAAAGCAUCAAAUAUGGUGUAGUACAAGGGACUUCCCUCUGUUUGUGGCAUAUGACACAUGCCAUCGCAUUGAGUUUCACCAUCAUGCUACUUGAUAAGAACCUAUCAUCAUUCAAAGAUUGUGUACGAUCAUACCAAGCAUUUGCAAUGACAAUACCUUCCAUCACAGAGCUAUGGUCAUUGAUCCCUCUAGUCUUGUCUGCUAUCACAGUAUUGGACCCUGCACUUGACAUACUUGACAGAGAAACGCGAAUUGUACCAGAUGUUCCAGAAGUGCAUUCUGAAGAAAGAUUAGCGGGUGACGUUGUGUUUCAAGAUGUCAGUUUCAGCUACACUUCAAGGCCAGAAGUGAUCAUACUAGAUGGCUUCAAUCUAGAUAUUGAACCAGGGCAACAGGUGGCAUUGGUGGGCUCAAGUGGUUCAGGAAAAUCCACAGUGUUGGCUCUUCUGCUAAGAUUCUAUGAUCCUUGUGAAGGACAGGUGCUUGUGGAUGGUAAGGACAUCCGAGACUACAAUUUGAGAUACCUGAGAAAGCACAUAGGACUAGUUCAGCAAGAGCCAAUCUUGUUCAACUUGUCUAUUAGAGAGAACAUCAGCUAUGGUAAUGAAGGUGCAUCAGAAUCAGAAAUAGUUGAGGCUGCAAUGGAGGCAAACAUCCAUGAGUUCAUCAGUGGCCUGUCAAAUGGAUAUGACACUGUGGUUGGGGACAAAGGAAGUCAGCUUUCUGGAGGUCAGAAGCAGCGAAUUGCCAUUGCAAGAGCUAUACUAAAGAGGCCCACCAUAAUGCUAUUGGAUGAAGCGACAAGUGCUCUAGACGGUCAAUCUGAGAUGGUGGUGAUGAGCUCCCUGCUAGCAAAAGAGUGGAAAAACAAAGGCGAGCUUUCAAGCAAGAUCACAAGCAUCACGAUUGCACAUAGAAUGUCCACAGUCACAAGCGCAGAUGUGAUUGCCGUGAUGGAUAAAGGGCAGGUGAUUGAAUUGGGCAGCCAUGAAACAUUGAUCUCGGCAAACAAUUGUGUUUACUCCAGACUGUACCAUAUGCAAAGCAAAGGAGUCAAAGACUAA
Miscanthus lutarioriparius is the source of this 3804-nucleotide messenger RNA. The record is from the annotation of a GenBank genome assembly. Lineage: Eukaryota; Viridiplantae; Streptophyta; Magnoliopsida; Poales; Poaceae.